AUGGCGGCCACCAUAUCCUCCUGCCUGAGCCUCCUCUCCACCGUCACCGUGCACCACUGGGGCUUCCCCAAUGCGGCACUGAUGAAGGACACGCUUCAGCGCCGUCGUCGUCGUUCUUGCCACUAUGUCGUCGUCGUCGCCUCGGCGUUGACAACCGACCGGGCGGCCCCUGUGAUCGGGGACACGGGCCGCGGCUCUGAUCAGGCGGAGAAGCCGUCCGGGCAUUCUCUGACGACGGAGAACUGGCCGCACGGUGGCGGGAGAUCCAUGGUAGCAACAGCUGGGAUGCUCAUCCGCUACGGCGAGUUCGCGCAGGCCACCUACGACAGCUUCGACUACGACCGCUUCUCCCCCUACUGCGGCAGCUGCAAGUACCCGGCCAGGAACUUCUUCCACGACGUCGGCCUCGUCGGCGUCGGCUACGAGGUCAGCCGCUACCUCUUCGCCACCUGCAACGGCCUGAAGCUCCCCAACUUCGCCAACCGGAAGCACACGGCCUCCGACGCAAAGCUGUGGAGCGAGUCCGGCACGUUCAUCGGGUACGUGGCCGUGUCGACCGACGAGGAGACGGCGCGGCUCGGCCGCCGGGACAUCGCCGUGGCGUGGCGUGGCACGAUCACCCGCCUCGAGUGGGUGGCGGACCUGACGUCCGACCAGAUCCCGCUGCGCGAGACGGGCGUCCCGUGCCCGGACCCGGACGUGAACGUGGAGAGAGGAUCUCGGCGUGCGGGCGCUGCGCGUGGUGAACGUGCACGACAGGGUGCCCAAGGUGUCCGGCGUGUUCUUCAUCGAGGCGGCGUUCCCGGAGCUCGUGCUGCGGGCGGUGGACGGGCUGGGCGUCGGCGGCGUGUACACGCACCUGGGCGUGGCGCUGGAGCUGGACCACAGGGCGUCGCCGUUCCUCAAGGAGACCCUGGACAUCUCGUGCUACCAGCCUACCACAAUCUGGAGGCGCACCUGCAUCUGCUAGACGGCUUCCGUGGCUCCGGCGAGGGGUUCGAGCUCCGAGGCAGGGACCCCGCGCUGGUGAACAAGUCGGCCGACUUCCUCCGCGACGAGCACAUGGUCCGCCCGUGUGGUAACCAGGCGGAGAACAAGGGCAUGGUGAGGACGGAGGACGGGCGGUGGGUGCUGCCGCCGCGGCAGCGGGAGCUCGACGAACACCCGGAGGACACUGACCAUCACCUCCAGCGGCUCGGUCUCACCGCGUGA
This is a messenger RNA of Miscanthus lutarioriparius, 1212 nucleotides long. Lineage: Eukaryota; Viridiplantae; Streptophyta; Magnoliopsida; Poales; Poaceae. The record is from the annotation of a GenBank genome assembly.